Molecule: messenger RNA, 486 nt
Organism: Hymenoscyphus albidus
Lineage: Eukaryota; Fungi; Ascomycota; Leotiomycetes; Helotiales; Helotiaceae
Source: the annotation of a GenBank genome assembly
AUGGGAAAGCUCAGAAGUAGGGCUGCAAAGCUAAUGUUAGUGGCUAUUUUUGUCUUUCGUCUUCCCACCCCGAAUGAGAUUUGGGAGUGGCAUGGUAACAUUACGUACCGGGACGACGAACGAAAAGUGACACAAUUAGGCCUUCAUCGAGCACGGCCGGCAAGUCUUGAGCUUGCAGUAUUUGCACUCGUAGAUGUGGUUAAAUGGACCGGCGUGACACAUUUGGCAAAUCCAUUGCACCAUGGUGGUAUCCGACUUGAGCAUGAUGAAGGAGUGAAUGCAAUAUCCUGGAACGGCCAUGGCAUUGGUUGGAGAGGGAGCUACUUUGAAGGUAUAGCGGAACGCGGUGGAUUGAGAGUCUUCGUAGGUGGGACUUGGAAAUGGUUAGCAAUUUUCCAGAUCUGUGAGAGAAGGAGGAGAGAUGCGAAUCAGUACAUACCCCGAGACUCGUCAAUAGCAGAGCGCUUGAAGUAUGGUGUUUCUUAA